AUGUUAACUGAUGGUUGUAGAAAUCAAACAGAUAUUAAUGAUCAAAUUGCUAACAUUUUCAACAUUGUAUGGAAGAAAAACGGAUUGACAGUAAAUGUUUUUAUAUUGUCGGAAUGCAAUCACGAGCUCACAAUAGCCACAGCCAAGCCAUUCUCUGCUGAAAAUAUUUGUCGCUCGGUAGAAAAAAAUGGGCUCAGAUUUAUACCAGCAGAAUCAGAUGAAGAAAAGCACUUGAACUUCGUUCGUUACAAUCCUGAGAGCUUUAAUGGUUGUAAUAUAGUUGCAGGAACCAAACCAAAUCCUCCAUACAUUGUUGGAAAUCUCAUUGGUGAUGAAAACGCCAUUCAGUAUGAAUAUUUUGGUGGUAAUGAAUUAGAAUUCAUGCGUUUACUCUCAAAAAAACUAAAUUUUACGUUGAGUUUUAAAAAUCCUAUCAGUACUGAAUCAGCUGCUUGGUAUGAAAGGCUACCAAACGGAACAAUAAUAGGAUUUUUACGUGACGUAAUGGAAUAUAGACUUGACAUUAUUUUUGGUGGGUUGAUGCCCUACUAUGCAACUUAUUAUCACUUUCAAUUUUCUUUAAGUCACACUUUUAAUUCACUCAAUUGGUACGUCACAGAUCCAAACAAUAUUCCCCAGUGGAAAAUUAUUUUUGAAGUUUUUCCCGUUGAAAUUUGGAUUUUGAUUGCUUUUGUUUUCUUGUUUGUCUGCUUGUUGUAUUGGAUCAUGGAACGUUUCAGUUCCAUUGGAACUAACCUUUUUUUAAAUUUUGACUUUAACAAAACACCUUUUGCUAACCUUUUUAGUGUCGGAUUGGGGCUGUCUUCCACUCUAAAUCCAAAAAGAGGUUAUUUAAGGUUGCUCUUUGUAUUCUGGGCAGUGUACUGCCUACAUUGGAACAUGGCUUAUACAUCAGUAUUAUUUGCUCUUAUGACCAAUCCUCCACUCGAAAAAGAAAUUGCAAAUAUUCAAGAUCUUUAUGAGUCAGGUUUUAAAACAAGUAUCGAUAAAAUAUAUACUUGUAUUUUUUUGACCGCUUUGAGAUUGAUAAAACUACAAGAGCGGUUUUGGAUAACAAUUUUGUGUGUCCUAGUAUGGUUACCUGCCUUGAACAGUUCGUCAGACACAGAAAUUUUAGUGUAAUGGAAAAUAAAGUAGCUGUUGAAAAUGUUUUGAAUAUGAAACGAU
Messenger RNA from Homalodisca vitripennis (glassy-winged sharpshooter), 1188 nucleotides. RefSeq lists its product as uncharacterized. The record is from RefSeq and is a predicted model, not a curated record. Lineage: Eukaryota; Metazoa; Arthropoda; Insecta; Hemiptera; Cicadellidae. Gene Ontology annotation, molecular function: ligand-gated monoatomic ion channel activity. Bases 1 to 1143 code for a protein of 380 amino acids. Gene Ontology annotation, cellular component: membrane. The transcript has a single exon.